Molecule: messenger RNA, 1508 nt
Organism: Manduca sexta (tobacco hornworm)
Lineage: Eukaryota; Metazoa; Arthropoda; Insecta; Lepidoptera; Sphingidae
Exons: 3
Coding region: 81-1493 (470 amino acids)
Molecular function (GO): peptidase inhibitor activity
Source: RefSeq, a predicted model, not a curated record
AAUAGAUCGUAAAGGCAAAAUUAAUUGGAAUGGACGACGUUUUAAUUUGUGAUUACUAAUUUUACGAGUGGUAGUUCAAGAUGGCGACCAAACUCAUUCUACUGAUCCUACCUUCUUAUGCAGUUUCAUUAAUUCACCAAAAACCCGUAGCAGAGAAGGUGUGGAGUCAGAAAUGUACGAAGGGGUCCCACGUGCUCAACGACUGCAACUGGUGCCAUUGUGACAUGCAGCAUAAGUUUAACUGCAAGGCGCGCAUCUGCUCCGAGGUGGACAUGUUCGGACACUUCAAUGAUGCAAUCCGCGAAAUCGAUGUAGGAAUGGAAGGGCAUGGCGUGUGGCGUUCAUCCGAGACUCCCUGUGAGCCAAGAGUACACUAUCGUAGGAAGAAUUUACUCUGCGUGUGUGGAGACGAUGGAACUUGGCCCAACCCAGUCUGCCGAGACAUCUUCCAAAAUCUCCACCCUGUAGAAAUUAUAGAAGACAGCAAAAUUGAAUCACAAAAAUGUACUCCAAGCAAAUUCCACUUAAUAGGUUGUAACAUUUGCUUUUGUCCUACAACGGGUCGCAUAGAUCCUGAUUUUUGCACCAAAAAGAUUUGUAAUGACACAGAUCCGGCUAUUAAGAAAGAGGUAGAAGAAAAUGACGGUAUUCUAGAAGAGGUUUACCUUGAAUGUAACCGCACUAAACAAUAUAAACUCGGUUGCCAAACUUGCGAGUGUCUUAGAAACAAUAGACUACUUUGUGACAAUUGUACCAAAGAAAAAGAAUCUGAAAAAUACUGCGAUUCUGAAGGUAAAACGUUUAACAUAGAAUGCAAUACUUGCACUUGUGAUGAUAAAGGUCUGAUGCAUUGUACAACUAAGAAAUGCCUCUCUGGACCACACGUUGAAACACUAAAACACCAACUUAUUGUACCAGAUGAAGAAUUUACAGAAACAGAUAAACCAGUAGACGAUCAUGAUUGUGAACCUGGAACUUUAUACAAAAAGGAUUGCAAUAGCUGUUACUGUUUUAAUAAAAAUGGAAUGAAAAUGUUCGCGUGUACCUUCAACUCUUGCUCUCAUGACAUCCACAGUAAUUGCGUCCAAGAUACAGUGUACGAAAUGAAUUGCUUUAUCUGCCAUUGCGUAGUAGACGGGGAACGUACAAUGCAAGUCUGUUUAGUCGACAAUCGAUGUACAGAAGAACAGACGUUAAAACAACAGUCGAAAGAUUUAAGAUCGCUUCACGGGUACUGCGAACCCCUUCACACUUACAAAAGGGAUUGUAAUACGUGCAGAUGUAAUGCUGAUGGCAAAAGUGCGGUUUGUACGUCUAAGAAAUGUAGCUUUAAGCCAAAUAAACCGAUCUCCGUUGACAUCAUUCCGGUUAUCGAGAAGAUCGGGGUCUGUCCCGUAGGACAUUAUUAUAGAAUUGAUUGUAAUGUGUGCUUCUGUUUGUCUAAUGGUAAUGCUAUUUGUACCACCUCUGGUUGUAAAAAAUAUAUAUAUUAAAAUACUUUGAAGUAG